Messenger RNA from Ailuropoda melanoleuca (giant panda), 3644 nucleotides. RefSeq names its product dendrin (gene DDN). The transcript is spliced from 2 exons. NCBI's taxonomy places the organism in Eukaryota, Metazoa, Chordata, Mammalia, Carnivora, Ursidae. The record is from RefSeq and is a predicted model, not a curated record. Bases 1 to 2121 code for a protein of 706 amino acids.
AUGCUGGAUGGCCAGCUAUUUUCCGAGGGGCCCGACAGCCCCCGGGAGCCCCAGGAUGAGGAGUCUGGCAGCUGCCUCUGGGUGCAGAAAUCCAAGCUGCUGGUGAUCGAAGUGAAGACUAUUUCCUGUCAUUAUAGUCGCUGCGCCCCUUCUCGACAGCCCAUGGACUUCCAAGCCAGCCACUGGGCCCGUGGGCCCCAGAGCCGCACGUGUGGGCCGCGCCCGGGAUCCCCUGAGCCGCCGCCCCGCCGUCCCUGGGCCUCCAGGGUGCUGCAGGAGGCGACCAACUGGCGGGCGGGGCCCCCGGCCGAGGCCCGAGCCCGGGAGCAAGAGAAAAGGAAAGCGGCAUCGCAGGAGCGGGAGGCCAAGGAGACCGAGCGAAAAAGGCGCAAGGCUGGUGGGGCCCGAAGGAGCCCCCCCGGUCGGCCCCGCCCGGAACCUCGGAACGCCCCUCGGGUGGCCCAGCCUGUAGGGCCCCCAGCUCCUUCACGACCCGAGCGCCUGGGGCCGGCGGGGCGACCGCCCCGUCCAUCCGCGCAGCCGCAGAGCGACCCAGGGGCGGCGUGGGCGGGGCCCUGGGGAGGUAGGCGGCCAGGGCCCCCCAGCUACGAGGCUCACCUGCUGCUGAGAGGCGCAGCCGGGACAGCCCUGCGACGACGCUGGGACCGCCCGCCACCCUACGUGGCUCCACCUUCUUACGAAGGCCCCCACAGGACCUUGGGGUCUAAGCGAGGCCCCGAGCCCUCUCAGGCGCCAGCCUCCGCAGCCUCUGCUCCGACUCCGGCCAGGACAGAGGGUGGGUACGCAAAGAAGAGGCUGGAUCCUCGGAUCUACCGGGACGUCCUCGGGGCUUGGGGUCUCCGACAGGGGCGGGGUCUCUUGGGGGGAUCCCCGGGCUGUGGAACAGCCGGGCCGAGGCUGGAGUCCAGCAAGGGCGCUGCGGAGAAAAGCCUGGGGCUGGCCACUGCUGGCCUGAAUAGUGGUAGCGACGGCCAUGCCCAAGCCAAAGCCGCUGGGAGCCCAAGCACUGAGACAGCUCCUGCGGGGUUGGCCACUGCGACUCCCAGCCCCCCGCGUCCCGCUCCCAGGUCCAGGCCCCAUCUCAAGGGCUCCGGGGAAGGGAAAGAAAGUAAGGAACAGACCUGGCUCCCCAAAUGCUGGCUUCCCUCCCUUAAAAAGCAGCCGCCCCGACAGAGCCAGACCCUCCCCAGACCCUGGGCUCCAGGAGGUACGGGAUGGAGAGAGUCCCUGGGUCAUAGAGAGGGGGCCGGACCUGAGACCUUGGAGGGUUGGAAGGGGACCCGCCGCGCCCACACCCUGCCCCGCAUUUCCCGCGGCCCUGCUCGUGGAGAAGGCGUCUUUGUCAUUGACGCCACGUGCGUGGUGAUACGGUCACAGUAUGUUCCAACCCCUCGAACCCAGCAUGUACAGCUUCUACCCGAUGGCGUGCCGCGCGUCGUGGGGGAUGCCCCUACUCAACCGAAGCCCAACAAGGAGGAGGGCGAGGGAGCCGCGGCCUUUCCCUCCCCUUGCCAAAAACUGCUCUUGAGCAGUCCCCUUUCACACCAGCUCGGUGGGGGGCGCGGGUUCGAAGCUGAGGGCGGGGAGCCCGCGGACUCCUCCUUGGAGGAGCGCGCCUCCCGCAUCUUGGGGCUCCCGGUUGGCGAAGUAAACCUUCAGGACGCCCCCACGCAGCCAGGUAGCCCAGAGCGCUCAGCCUUAGGCCCAGCGGCUUCAGGAAGCACGCUCAGGGCCGAGGGCUCGGAGGAAGUGGCGGCGGCCCCACGGCGCGCGGGUCGGGGCUGGGCGCGGACCCCAGGGCCCUACGCCGGGGCCCUGCGGGAAGCCGUAUCCCGCAUCCGCCGUCACACCGCCCCAGACUCGGACUCGGACGAGGCUGCAGAGCUCAGCGUCCAUAGCGGCUCUUCUGAUGGAAGCGACACGGAAGCCUCGGGCGCCUCCUGGCGAAAUGAGCGGCCCCGGCCCGGGGAAGGCGGGAAGACAGCAGAGCUGAGCGACAGUAUCCGAGAGAUUCUAGAUGUCAUCAGCCGAACCGAGGAGGCCCUCUUCGGAACGAGGGACGCUAAGGGGAUCCCACAGGGAAAUAGGGAGCGGCAGUGACAGGCCCUUUCUUGUAUGUGUGUUCCCCACUUUUCCAUCCUUGGGCCCUCUGGUCUUCUUUCUUCCUCACAGACUUCCUUGUACCCCUUCCCCAGAAUCGUUCCCAUACUUGAAAUAGAAGCCGCCCAAAUGAAAGGAAAGGGAGCAUAUGCCAAUUCGUGAUUUCUUUUUUUUUUCUUUCUUUCUCUUUCUUUCUUUCUUUCCUUCUUUCUCAGGAAAGGUGAGGAUGAGCAGUAGACUUUAAUGCCUGCUCUAUUCAGGUCGCUGGGGUAAGGUCUUUAGCAGGGGCUGAUGCACUAGGUGUGGACUAGAGCAGAGCAGCUUAGCCAGGAUCAGGUGGGAGGGCAGGGGUGUUAUAGCCAUAGGGCAACUUUAGGGCAGGAUCUUGGGGUUGCAGGGAGAAAGUGAUGGAGAGGCUUCUGACUGAGGUGACCAGGUGACAUAGAGGCCCUUGGCAGAAGAGGAAUAGAUCCAGAUACAACCAGCAAAACAGGAAGAGGGCUCACUUUGGUGUCAUACGUCUCGGGAUAAGUUCAUCCCUGAUGCUUUGGAUCCUUGGGGGCGGCUUUUAUCUCACCCUCUCCUCUACGGCCAAGAAAGAAUUAGGAAUAAAUGAACAGAGUCUGAGGGUCUCUCGGAUGGCUUCAUUGUCACCUACACUCAUCCUCAAUAUUCAAGAGACUGUCCAGGGUUUGCAGAAGAUCUGAGCAAGUGGGUAAGGGCCUAUCCCAGUCUCUUAGGUUUAGGUGAGGGCUCCCCAAGGCAGAGCAGGAUGGUGCCUUGUCACUGUCCCUGGCCUGUGGUGGUCCGAGCUGGGGAGGGAAGGCAGCCAGUGAAUCAGCUUGGGACCUCUUUAGGCCUUACCCCCUUUCCUCCUCCCCACUGUUCCUUAGUGAUGCUCUGAAUCGUUACCACGGUUUCCCACCCCGGUGGUAUCACUCAUCUGAAAGAACCCUGAAAAUUUUUUGCAUCUCUGCCCCUUCCAGAAACCUUGGCCAGGGAAGGAAGGGGGGAGGGGUUGAUCCCCAAAAGCCUGUAGGUGUGGGGUGUGAUACUCGCUGUAGCCACUACGGGGCGCGCGCAGGUCGCGGAUUUCCCCGGUAGCUAAUUCCCGAGUUCCCCCUACCCCUGCACUGCUAGUUAACCAGUUGAUACCCAGUUACUGCGCGCGGGUCCCCCGCUUUGCCACCUCCAGCCGUGCGAGGUCGGGGGCAGGCCUCUGGCCUUCUAGACCUCUGGAGCGCGCGGAGCCCCUCUUUGUACUCACCCACGCCAACCGGCUUGGGACCCAGACACUGAAGUCUUUUCUCUCUCCGAUCUUGGACAGUUCUGUCUCUAUUUAUUAGCCAUGUGAAUUUGGCCAAAUCACUUCACCUCCCUGAGCCUCAGUUUCCUCAUCUGUCAAAUGGGGGUUUAUAAACACCUACCUCGCAGGGUUGUUGUGAGGAUUUUAUGCGAUAAUGUAUGUAAAGCGCCUUGCACAGUGCCUGGCACACAGUAGGCGCUCAAUAAAUCUAAGCUUC